AUGAUCGCUGCAACCCGUUUCGGUACUGGCGACGCUGCUGCGAUAAUGGCGGCGGGGAACGCGGCGACGGCGGCGGCUUUUGGCGGUCGAGCCGCGCGCGACGACCGCGCCGACGCAGCAGCAGCGCUUGCGGCGGUGGCGGCGAGGGGCGCAGCCUUCAAGCCGUCGCCUUUGCCGCUAUCGGCGGAAGCGGAGAAGCCUCAAGGGGCGCGAGAGCCGACGGGGGACAGCGCGAUCGGCGCGGAGGCCGGGGCGACGGGAAGCUACUCCCGCUGGUGGUCCCCCGAGGAGGAUCUGAUCUUAUUGGACCACGUGCGCAGCUACGGCACGCGGCACUGGGGCGUGCUCAAGGCGUCCGGGCGGCUGCCGCACCGCGACAACAAGGCCUGCUGCAACCGCUUCAUCCUCCUUAAGAACUCCACCCUUCAACCUCUCGCCCUCUCACCUCCCCCCUCCCCUCCCACGCCCCCCCCUUUCCCCCCCUUCUCCCCUCCCCCCCUCACCCACUCACCCCCUCACCUCCCAACUCUCCUUUCUCGCCGCUCCACUCCUUCUCUCACCGCGCGCUACUUGGACCAAGAAGGCGCGCCAGUCUACCACAGCCUUACCCAGCCGCUAUCUCAAGGACUCACCCCAGCUCUCCGAUCAGCGCACAGCCAAUCUGAGCUGUCCAUUCUCUCCCCCACGUCUCCCCAUGGCACCACCGCCACCACCGCCACUGCCUUGUCCUCCCCUGCUGCGAUUAGUACCAGCCAUCAGUCCUUCGUUCACCUGCACAACCCUCGCGGUUACCUGGUUACCAGCUCUCCGCAAACCGGCCCUGCUGUUGCUGCUGCUGCUGCUUCUGCUGCUGCUGGUGCUUCUUCCGUUGCUGCUGUUUCGGCUGGGCAGCCUCGGGGGUUGCCUGUCCCUGCAGGUUCGGAUCCCGGACCUACUGCCGAGCCUGCUGGUGGUGCUGGCGGUUCGGCAGUGCGUGCUGGGCUAAGCGCGGCUUUUAGUAAAGCACCUGAGGCGGUGGAAGAGGAGUUGCGCGGGCUGGCGCUUACUGCAGGGGGCAAGUGGGAGGAGAGGGAGGGGGGGCUGGCGCAUGGGGGGAUGCCGCAUGGGGGAAUGGCGCAUGGGGGGAUGGCGCAUGGGGGAAUGGCGCAUGGGGGGAUGGCGCAUGGGGGGUUGGCGCAUGGGGGGAUGAUGGAUGGGGGGGGGAUGGAUGGGGCGAUGGUGGAUGCUAUGUGGGAAGCUUAUCAUACCGGUGGUGGUAUGAUGCAUGGUGAAGCGAUGAUGGGUGGAGCGAUGACGGAUGAAGGGAUGAUGGAUGGAGCGAUGAUGGAUGAAGCGAUGGGUGUUGCAGGGUUGGGUGUUGCAGGGAUGGGUGCGGCAGGGAUGGGUAUGAUGGGGCGGGAUGGCAUGGCAGGCUUGCAGAGCACGCAGCAGGGCAUGGAAGGGGAACAGGCAGCAGCACGUGGCAUGUGGAUGGGCGGCAGUCACGCAGGCGCCGGGAGCAUGGGGAGAGGGAGGGCGAGCGCAGUGGGGGUGAGCGGGCAUGCAGGGGGGGUGGGCGCGCAUGCAGGGGGGUUGGGCGCGCAUGCAGGGGGGGUGGGCGCGCAUGCAGGGGGGGUGGGCGCACAUGCAUGGGCGGUGGAGCGCGCCAUUCGAGAGGGGCUGCGCCCACACGCGUCCACGUCGUUCAAGACCGCUGCCAGAAGAAAAAUGGCGCCACACUCCCCGUCGUUCUCCGGUUCACCGCACUCACACGACCCGGCCUUCAUUCGCCGAAUGGCUGACUUCUUCCGCCUCCCCGCGCCCCCGCCUGCUGCUGCCGCUGUCAUUGCCGCUGCUGGUGGUGCUGAUGCUGCUGCCACCACUUCACCCGCUGCUGCUGCUCGUGCUGCUGGUGGUGGUGCUGGUGCUGCUGGUGCUGCUGGUGCUGCUGCUGGUGCUGCUGGUGCUGCUGGUGCUGGUGCUGCGGGUGUGGCUGGUGCUUCUGCCGCCACCACCUCUGCAAGCUCUGACUCAAACUCACCUGAGAAUUCACCUGGAGGGGCACCUGAGAGCCGUGCAGGACUGGAGGGGAAAGAUGCGACAUCAGAGGAACACCAGCAGCAGCAGCAGCAGCAGCAGCAGCAGCAGCAGCAGCAGCAGCAGCAGCAGCAGCAGCAGCAGCAGCAGCAGCGUCAGCAGCAGCGACAGGAGGAGGAACAAGCAAUGAAAGCAGCAACGAACCUGGACAGGCUCCAAAUCAAUAGCGGCCAUAACCCACAUCAGUCUCACCACUCUCAACCGCUUCACACUCCUGUGGAAACAGUCAAGACCAACCUGUUAUCUCGGAUCCCAUCUGGGUCCUCUGCUGCUGCCCUUCCUGUUCGCACCUCGGUCCAAAACGAGCUGACCACUCGGCUGUUUGACGCUCUCAGCCAAUCGCCACCUUCCGUGGAAACGUUUUCAGCUGCCCAGAAAAUGAGUCAUGCACUCCAAGCGGCUGCAGGGGCAGGUGCAGCAAGGUCGGUGCCACGUGCCCUCUUCUUCUCCUCCUCCCCCAGCCCCAUCCCUGUCUACCAGCCGAUCAUGGUUCCCCACACAGCCUUGGCGCAGAGCCACACCAUGCACCCGGACCAAACAAUGCUGCCGAACCAGAACAUUCUGCCGAACCAGAGCAUGCUGCCGAACCAGAGCAUGCUGCCGAACCAGAGCAUGGUGGGCGGGGGCAUGCUGCCGCAGCAAGCCAUGCUGAUGAACCAAGCCAUGCUGCGGAGUAAAGGCAUGGUGGGGCAGCAGGGGAUGAUGGCACAGCAGGGCAUGAUGGGGCAACAGGUCAUGAUGGGGCAACAGGGCAUGAUGGGGCAACAAGGCAUGAUGGCACAGCAUGGCAUGGUGAUGCUGCCACAAAGCAUGCUACCGAGUCAGGCAAUGGUGCUGCCCCAAGGCAUGGCGAUGCAGAAUCAAAUGAUGCUGCAAGAAAUCCUCCCCCCCUACGCCUCUUCCCUUGCUGCUGCUGGUGCUGCUACCACCGUCGCUGGUGGUGGUACUACUGAUGGUGCUGCCGAUCCCGAUGCCACCAGCUCUGCUGCUCACCUUGUCCCCGGCUCCCUCCCCUCCUGGUGGAAGGAAAGUCUUCCAGUGGUACCACCCACCAUGCACUCUCAGGGGGCUGCAAGAGGCAAGGUGGGGAGACGGACGGGCGCUGGUGGGGCUGCAGGCGUGGCAGGCGUGGCAGCACCAGGUGGCGUGACAGAGUGUGCAGGCAUGCAGAGGGCAGCGGCCGGUGCUGUGGCAGCCGGUCCUAAGGAUGAUGUGUUGAAUAAGAUGGAGAAAAAUAUGGAUGAGAAGGCACACACAUCUGCAGUAGAAGGUGGAGGUGUGGCAGGUGGUGUUGUGACUUGUGAGGGCAGAGCAGGGGCGAUGGAGCAUGCGGGCGUGGAGGAUCAUCGAGAUGAGGACAUGUGCAUGGUGCUAGGGCAGGCAGGAGACGAGGGGCAUGGAGGUGGUGAUGCUAUGAGGGCAGCUGAGGCAGCGUGGCAGGGAGGGGACGAGGCAAUAAUGCAGACUGCGUGGUGGGAUGCAGCAGCAGAAGCAGCAGUGGCAGCAGCUGCAGCGGCAGGAGAGGAGGGAGAUGCAUGGAUGCCUUUUGACUUCUGCCCUGACCCCUCCACUCCGCCAAACCUCACUGAUUGA
Molecule: messenger RNA, 3669 nt
Organism: Closterium sp. Naga37s-1
Lineage: Eukaryota; Viridiplantae; Streptophyta; Zygnematophyceae; Desmidiales; Closteriaceae
Source: the annotation of a GenBank genome assembly